GGAGGGUUCCAAGAUGGCGGCGCCCACGCGAGGCAGCGGUGCGGGCGGGUCGGACUCGGAGAGCGGGAGCAGCAGCGCGGAGGACUGGGAGCGGUUCCGCGAGGCCGCCUGGGACCCGGCGGGGCAGCGGGCGGCCACGGGGCGACCGGAGGCCAGCAGCGGUGGCUUAAGGACGGACAAGCUACCAUCAGCUCAGCCAAGUCUCAGGCAGAGAGUGAAUGAUCAUGACCAAGAUGGGAACGAGUUACAGACCACACCAGAGUUCAGAGCACAUGUUGCAAAGAAACUGGGAACAAUGUUAGACAGCUCCAUCACUGUCUUGGAGGGUUCACCACGUUGUGGAUGGAUUUCCAUGCAAGCUGCUGACUCUGAAGAUGAUGGCUUUCGCUUAUUCUCCUCGUCUGUCCCAGGAGAUUGUGGGAAAUCAGAACCUCCCCACUCAGCCAGGAGGCGGAGAACUUCCAGUUCCAGUGAACUAGACAGUGACCAGGAAUGGCAGAGAUGCCAAGAGGCUGCUGUAUCAGCAGCAGACAUCCUGAAGCAGAGUGCUCUUCCUGGGGUGUCACAUGACUACAGCCAGGCCCAGAAUCAAGAGUGCACAGAGCACAACCAGAAGAAGAAGAAGAAAAGGAAGAAGAAAGUUAAAGGAGAGAGUCAUAAUAAUCAACAGAUACCAGAAGCAGUCGGGUGUGGUGAGACCAGCAAGAAUGCUCUGUGUCCCAUUCUUAGCAAUGGAGAGCAUGAGCGACAGGAAGGCAGAUAUACAGAUGCCAGAUCAGUGAAGAAGAAAAAGAAGAAGAAAAUCAGGAAAGAAGAGAAUACAUAUUCUAGUCUACAGACUGCAGAUGGUCAGGAUGGAUGAAGGGCACUGAAAGGUUAACAGCGAAAAGUAGUUCCUGCAGAAUGUCUUUCACUGGCAGUGGGGGAGCAUAAUUGCCAAAGUUGCUAUUUUAGGGUUUCAGAGCAUUGAGAGCUUAUUUAAAUGGCUGGCCAUAUUGUGGUAUCUAUUGGGAAACAGAAUGGAAGACCAAGCCCAGAGGAGAUACCUGCACUGCUGCUUAGGUGGACCUUGCUUGGAGGGAUGUGGCAUUUUGCACAGACUUUGAUAAUACAGUGACAUAUUCAUAGUCCCUUCUGCCUGGUUUGAUCCUUUUGGUGUCGAGGACAAUGGAUCUGGUCUGAGCAUAUAUGUGACAAGCUGAUUUUGGUGGAAAUGGGAGCAGAGAAUCAGUUCUGUUUCAUUUCUCUUGUCACCUCUUGCCAGAACCAACAGAAGAACACCUCCAGCCAGUGAAAGAGACUGGUUCAUUCAAUAGCAUCCUGAUGGCUGUUGGGGGUCCACUUAUGUCUCCUGCAGUCACCAUCACAUUAUCAAAACCUGCUGUGUUACUAAUUCCCUUGUCAUCUGCACUGUCUUGGACUCCCAGGCUAACAGCUACUGAAAGAGCAUGCAGCUGUAUGUUGUUAUAAACUGGUGUUUCUUUCAGAGCUAUGUCCCUUGAGGAUUUAUUUUCAUAGUAUUACACCUGCCACGUGCAGUAGAAUUUAAUAACAGCCAACGCCUCUUGGUCUCAUUUGAUAUAUCAUGUAUUGUUCACAAGUGCUCUGUGCUUCCACUCAGAUGGAUGUCUGCAGCAGAGUUGCGUAGGUCACAUGAUUUUAUAUGUACAGCUGUUUAUAGUAACUUGACAGUCAGUGCUGUAGAAUUACUGGAAACAGGUGCUCUCCAGCUUAGUUUGGCAUUUCCUGUAUUUAUGUCCUUAUUUGGACUUGAUCAGUCAGGUUGGUUUAUUUCUCUGAGACUCAGCAGUUUUUACCACUAUUCUUAUUUUCUUAAUAGAGGUCUGCAAUUCUAAUAAAGCAGGUCAAAAUCCAUUAUUUGGGUGAGUUGGGAAUACCUUUAUCUAUCUUUAUUUGUGUUUUUGAGGCUUGUGGGUCUCAAUAGCUCUGACCAUUGGACCUCUCCCCUCCUCCUGGAGCCUUAAAACCUCGACUAGAGCCACUGAACUAGGAAAAUGCUGCCUCGUGUAGUACAUCAGGAAAUCUCACAUAUUUUUCUCCUGUUAGAGCCCAAACACCAUAUUGUUAAGAUUACAAAUAUACCUUUUUUCCAAAAGAACCAUAAAUUGCAUUCAUGUGCCAGAUUACCCUUUAUUGGUUACCAUGACAUCUUUUACUUCAGCACGUGGUAUUUUUGUGUGUGGAAUAAAAAUACCAAGUCAGAAAUAUUUCAGGGCAGGUUUUAUUUAGUUUUUUAGUUUAUUUAACCCUCUUGGUCCUUUCCCAGUGUACUUGAUUCCCCUAUGGACUUUUUUUAAAGAGCAAUAGUGUUCAAGGUCUUUAUUUCUAGUUAUAAACCUACAUUCAAGGAAAAAGCUGUUUUCCUUAAAAUUGACCCUGAAAAUGUGGACUCAACAUAUAUCCAGGUCCACUUAUAAUCAGAACAAUGUGGUAUUUUUCAAACCAGGAAAAGCUCUGCUGGCAUUUCAGACCCGAAAGACUAUUUAGAAAAUUGGCUUGUAAAUUAAUUUUAAUAC
Gavialis gangeticus (Gharial) is the source of this 2537-nucleotide messenger RNA. RefSeq names its product chromosome unknown C12orf43 homolog (gene CUNH12orf43). The record is from RefSeq and is a predicted model, not a curated record. NCBI's taxonomy places the organism in Eukaryota, Metazoa, Chordata, Crocodylia, Gavialidae. Bases 14 to 862 code for a protein of 282 amino acids. Gene Ontology annotation, biological process: Wnt signaling pathway; negative regulation of Wnt signaling pathway; Spemann organizer formation. The transcript is spliced from 6 exons.